CGAAAGAGAAAUAUGAGGCGAAUGCCGUAGCUACGGAAUAAUCCCAUAGUGUGAUAUAAAAGCAAAUAUACAUAAAAUGUCAGAGGAACACUCGAGACGCAUGCCCGAAAAUACCGGGACCUUAACGGACGAUGACAAUCACUACGAAAUUGGCGGCAAUUCACGACGCACACCAGUCGAGGUUGCGGCCGCCGAGUUGAAUGCUGAAUGUCUCGAUAUCAGUGGCUCAACGGAGGGAUCUGAUGUUGUCGAUGCGGCGGAUCAGUCGAUGGAAGAAGGCGACGAUACAAUAGCUGAAACAAAAGUUAGAUCACAGCGACCUCAUGUAAUGGGCGAAGCACACAGCCCAGUGUCCGCGGAUGAGGAGAGCAGCAGCACAAAUAGCUCAUGCAGCAACGAGCAGAGCGAUUCGAACACAUCGCGCUCCAGCGCAGACAGCGAUGCCACCGAGGAGGAGCAUUCGCCCAACACGGUGGUGGAUGUCACUGACAUUGCAGGCAGCGAUGAGGGUUUCAGUUAUGCUUCCUCUGAGCCAGUUGAGAAUGUUGAAGAGCCAGCGAAUCAAAUGCACGCUGUGCAUUAUGUGGAGGGAGAAACUGAAGAAGAUGCCGAGGUAGAUGCUGAGGAAGAUGCCGAUGAAGAUACUGAAAUUGAGGCGGAAGACGAUGCGGAAGUGGAGCCAGAAGACGAGCCGGAAGCUGAGAUGGAAGUGCCCGAAACGCCCGCAUCACCCAUAGAUGAUGGUGAGGAGUUCAUCGAUAUAUUGCCAGGCAAUCGGCGUUCCCACUACGCCUUUAAUAUGCAGAUGCAACACCAACUUGAUGAAGAAUACCGCACACAGUCGCCGGGUAUGGCGCCAAGAGAUCCACGACAAAAGCUGAAUUUUGGAGCGAUGAGCCAAUAUGAGAGCAUCUCCGGCAGCAGCGAGGAUGAGAGCAGCACUGGCGAUGACGAACACGAACCGGAUGUCCAACGGGAGGUAGACAACGAGCAGAAUGAUCAGCAAGAAGACGACGAGCACGAUGAAGAUAAUGCUGAUGAUGGUGAAGAUAAUGCUGAUGAUGGUGACGAUCAUGAUGAUCAUGAUGACCAUGACGAUGAUCAUGACGAUGGUCAUGACGAUGAUCAUGAUGAUGAUCAUGACGAUGGUCAUGACGAUGAUCAUGAUGAUGAUCAUGACGAUGAUGAUGAUGAUCAUGAUGAUGAUGUACUCUUGACAGAGAAUGAUGCCAGCUCAGUGGAUACGGCAACCGCAACAGAGCGAACCGAUUCGGAUGGCUGCGAUAUGCCGUUAAAGAAGAUCGAAAUCAAUGAGCAUUCCGACAAGAUAUACUAUAUACGCCGUGCCGAUGGCACCGUACACGCCGGUCACGUGCUUCAGGCACGCAUCACCGACAACGGAAUCUCGCCCAACGAGUAUUAUGUACACUAUGUGGGCCUCAAUCGGCGCCUCGACGGCUGGGUGGGUCGGCAUCGCAUCUCCGAUAAUGCGGAUGAUUUGGGCGGCAUUACGGUGACCAGCCAGCCGUCGCCAUCGACGCCGCCUUGCGAUCAACCGAGCAGCAGCAGCAGCAGCGGCGCCAAAUCAUCGAUGAGAAGCAGCGUACGCAGCAGCAUGAUGCCACGCGCCAAGCGGCAGGGCAACAUGGAUUACUAUUUGUCGGCAAGCGAGAACAAUCGCUACGAUUACAGUGACCGGAAGAUGACACGCUAUCAGAAGCGACGCUACGAUGAAAUCAAUCAUGUCCAGAAGAGCCAUGCGGAGCUGACGGCCUCGCAAGCUCAACUGGAGAAAGAGCACGAGCAGAUAACGAAAAUUAAAUAUAUUGACAAGUUGAUUUUCGGGUGCUAUGAGAUAGACACGUGGUACUUCAGUCCAUUUCCGGAGGAGUACAGCAACGCACGCAUUUUAUAUGUGUGCGAAUAUUGCCUGAAGUAUAUGCGAUUGGAGAAGAGUUAUUGCUUUCAUUUGUAUGACUGCCAGAAGCGACGUCCGCCUGGUCGAGAGAUCUAUCGCAAUGGCACAAUUUCCAUCUUUGAGGUAAAUGGCCAGGAGCAGCCGCUAUAUUGCCAACUGCUCUGUCUGAUGGCCAAGCUAUUUCUGGAUCACAAAGUGCUCUAUUUCGAUAUGGAACCAUUCUAUUUCUAUAUACUCUGUGAGAUUGACAAGGAGGGGUAUCACAUUGUCGGCUAUUUCUCAAAAGAGAAACUCUCGCACGAAAAUAAUAAUGUGGCAUGUAUUUUGGUGCUACCGCCGCAUCAGCGCAAGGGCUAUGGCAAACUAUUGAUUGCCUUCAGCUAUGAGCUGUCCCGCAAAGAGGGCGUCAUUGGCAGCCCCGAGAAGCCGUUGUCGGAUCUGGGACGAUUGAGUUAUCGCAGUUAUUGGGCCUAUACGCUGCUCGAGCUGAUGAAGGGAUACUGCUCGGCGGAGCAGACAACCAUUAAGGAGCUGAGUGAGGCGAGCGGUAUCACCCAGGACGACAUCAUCUAUACCCUGCAGUCCAUGAAGAUGAUCAAAUACUGGAAGGGCCAGAAUGUCAUCUGUGUCACCCCGAAAACCAUCAAUGAUCAUCUCCAGCUGCCACAGUUUAGACGGCCCAAACUAACCAUUGAUUUGAAUUAUCUGCACUGGGAGCCACAUGCAAAGCCAGUGCCGAGCAUUCCACCACAGUAAUUGAAACGGAUUUAUAUUAAAUUCAUAACUGAUAUAAUCUACAAUAUACAUACACAUAUAUAUGUAUGUAAUAUGAUGCUUAUGUGAACUUUAAAGCAAAGUUUAAAAAUAUAUGCUAGGAACCCUA
Drosophila grimshawi is the source of this 2801-nucleotide messenger RNA. Its product is annotated as males-absent on the first protein. The record is from RefSeq and is a predicted model, not a curated record. The transcript is spliced from 2 exons. Gene Ontology annotation, biological process: regulation of DNA-templated transcription. NCBI's taxonomy places the organism in Eukaryota, Metazoa, Arthropoda, Insecta, Diptera, Drosophilidae. Bases 77 to 2674 code for a protein of 865 amino acids. Gene Ontology annotation, molecular function: histone acetyltransferase activity.